Messenger RNA from Moneuplotes crassus, 1426 nucleotides. The record is from the annotation of a GenBank genome assembly. NCBI's taxonomy places the organism in Eukaryota, Ciliophora, Spirotrichea, Euplotida, Euplotidae.
AUUAUUUUUACCAAAAAUGAGGCUAGUAUUCAUCUUAAUACUAUUAUCAAUCCCUUGGCUCAAAGCUACAGCUCUUGAAGAAGAAGAUGAACUCUUGAUGCUAAUUGAAAUUACAAGACAUGGUGUUAGAUCAUCCUACGGAAGCGGAAGCGAGCUUCUCAACUUAACUUGGCCAAACAGAGGAGGUGAUUUAUUGGAAGUUGGCGAAAGACAGCAUUAUCUGCAAGGAGUGAAGCUCCGUAAAAGAUAUGUGGAUAAACUUAAUUUCCUAGAAGAUACAUUUAAUCCUCAGCAUCAUUUUGUAAUUUCAACAAAUCUAAAUAGGACAAUUAUGUCUGCUUAUUCUCAACUUCUUGGACUCUACCCUCUUGGUAAGGGACCAUUAUUUGAAGAUAGUGGGAAAAGGAAGGCUGCUGUCCCACCCUUUAAAAUCUCUACUGAAGCAUCUAAAUUUAUAAGAAGUAAUGACGUUCUUGAGCACAGAUAUAGCCCUUUCCCAAUCCAUGUGUUGCCAAAUGAGAACCAUUUACUGAGUGGCAACAGUUAUUUGAUUUGUCCAAUUCUUGAAGAUUAUAUCGGUGAAUCAUUCCGACACACACAUUAUAGCACUAAAGCUGAAUUAUACCCUUUGUAUCAUGACAUGGAGCAAAUAUGGGGAGUUUCUGAAGAACAUUUAAAUAUUGAAAAAGCAUGGCCAUAUCUUGAUACUUACGAUAUGGCCACAAAAAAUGGAAUGACUGUUGAGAACGAUCUUAGUGGAAACGCUAAAAAUCUUUUGAAUAAAUUCUGGUGGAACCAUUUUUAUGAAGGCUUGUUUGGUGACCCCAAGAGUGCUCAACUGACAUCAUCAGAGCUGAUUAACUUCAUUGUUGAUAACUUGGUUGAGAAGGUUAAAGUAGAUAAGGGUGUCUCUAACUCAGAGUUUCAUAAAAACAUAAGGCAUGUCCUAUUCAGCGCUCAUGAUACUACAGUUUCCGCUUUGAUGAAGACGAUCGAACAAGAAAACACUCAGUACACGUCUCCUCAGCCAGCUUCUACAACCUUGAUCGAGCUGAUAAAGAGAGGCAAUACUUAUUACAUCAGAUGGGUUAUAGAUGAUAAAGAACUCCAGGUUGGGAACCGCUGUGACAUUAAUAAAUUCUGUGAAUUCUAUGGCACCAUGGACUACUUGAAUAGCCGCACAACACAAAACAUUGAAGAGGAAUGCCAGAAACAUGAAAAAGGAGAGUCAUCAUCUUUUCCAUUGUGGGGAAUUAUAGCAAUCGUUGUUGGAGGGCUCAUCCUUAUCGGAUGUUUUUCAUGCCUUUGAUCUCUUUAUGUUUCAAUGAAGUCUUCCAAAAAAGAAGACGAUGUGUAUGAAGAGUGUAGCAGUGAUGAAGAGAGAGAAUCAUUUGAAAGCUUUGGAAAGAUGAGAAUGAAUAGUUAG